Populus nigra (black poplar) is the source of this 2663-nucleotide messenger RNA. Its product is annotated as SWI/SNF complex component SNF12 homolog. The record is from RefSeq and is a predicted model, not a curated record. NCBI's taxonomy places the organism in Eukaryota, Viridiplantae, Streptophyta, Magnoliopsida, Malpighiales, Salicaceae. Gene Ontology annotation, biological process: regulation of transcription by RNA polymerase II. The coding region runs from base 757 to 2400 and encodes 547 amino acids. The transcript has 2 exons. Gene Ontology annotation, cellular component: SWI/SNF complex; nucleus.
UGCCUGUUGAGCACAAUGAGAUUUGUGUUUCGAUACCUUUUCUAAUCACAGAUCUUCGGUUUAUAUAACCUUCUCGACUUGUUUCCUGGUGAGAAAGCACUCGUAAUCCAUUAUUGAAUUUAGGCCUCAUGGGCCCAUUGUCCAUGAACCCAAACCUUCUUUCUCCUCCACUGGAACUGCAAACUGCAAAGCAAAUGAAAAGGAAAGGCAGGCUUCUCUCUCCUCCAUUGGCACUGCAAAGCAAAUUCUUUAGCUUCAGCUCACUAUGAAGCAGGAGGCAAACUAGAGAAAAAUAAAUAAAAAAAUAAAAAAAACAGAUGCAGGAGACUUUUACCCUAACGUAAGAUUUCACUUCUUUUCUGAUUUUCACAUUUCUGUUCUAACGAAUCCAAAUCCAAAUUCAAAGUCCUUUUCCUUUAUUUUAUUUUAUUUUUAUUUUAAUGUUCCUUAUCUAGAACAGCAGAAUAUUCUUGUGCUCAAUUAACAUCUCCGGUGCAAUUAGGGUUUUUCAUUUCUGUCUCUUGAAGCUCACUCACUUUUCCUUUCUACUAAAGAUUAGGGCUUUUCUAGGGCAUACAUCUCUCUAUUUCUGUUCAAAUUUGAUUCCUGAUUCCUAAGGGCUGCAAUUUGUUCGGAUUUGUAUUUUCUUUUUAAGGUUUUUGAUGCUUUGUGUGCUUGAAGUUGCUUGGGGAUUUCGUAGCUUUUGCUAGCUUGUUCUUGGGCUAGUUUAGUGGAUAGUUGAUAGAGGGAUUGGUUAUGUCUAUGAACAACAACACCACACCAAAGAGUUUGGGGCAAUCUUCGUCACCACUUGGUAAUUCGGGGAUGGUCAAUCCAUCGAUGGGAGCGAACCCAUCCUUCUCACAAUCACAAGGACAAAUGGGUGCUGCCUUUCAGGGCGGUCAGUUCCAGCUGUCCCAAGCACAGGCUACUGUGCAAGCUCACUUGAAAGCACAGCAGGCUCACGCUCAAGCACAAGCAGUUCAUGCUGCUCAAAUUCAAGCAGCUCAAGUGCACCUCCAAGCACAAGGGAUCUCUCUUAACCAAACUCAGAAUGUUGGCAUAGGUAAUUUGGGUUCGUCUUCACCAUCAUUCUCAACUCCCGGGAAUGCUAGUGCAAAAUGGCUCCCUCAGAAACCUUUGGGUAGGCCUCCUGGUGUUCCCAUUUCUAGCAUGGUUUCACCAUUGAAACCUAUGGAUCUCUCAUCUGCUGCACGUAGAAAGAAGCAGAAGCUACCAGAGAAGCAGCUACAAGAUAGAGUAGCUGCAAUUCUGCCAGAGUCUGCUCUGUACACACAGCUUCUUGAGUUUGAAGUUCGGGUUGAUGCUGCUUUAGCUAGAAAGAAGGUUGACAUCCAGGAGGCCCUUAAAAGUCCUCCUUGUGUGCAGAAAACCCUUCGAAUUUAUGUCUUCAAUACAUUUGCCAAUCAGACAAGAACAAUCCCCAAGAAGCCAAAUGCUGAGCCUCCUACUUGGACUCUUAAAGUUAUCGGGAGACUCUUGGAAGAUGGGUUAGACCCUGACCAGCCUGGAGCAGUCCAGAAAUCAAACCCCUUGUACCCGAAGUUCUCAUCUUUUUUCAAGAGAGUGACCAUUCAGUUGGAUCAGAGACUGUAUCCUGAUAAUCAUAUCAUCAUAUGGGAGCAUGCUCGAUCACCUGCACCUCACGAGGGUUUUGAAGUCAAGAGAAAAGGGGAUAAAGAGUUCACUGUGAAUAUAAGAUUGGAAAUGAAUUACGUGCCUGAGAAAUUUAAGCUCUCUCCAGCUUUGAUGGAAGUUCUUGGUAUAGAGGUUGAAACCCGUCCUAGAAUAAUAGCUGCAAUUUGGCAUUAUGUGAAGGCUAGGAAACUGCAGAACCCUGAUGACCCUUCAUUUUUCAUUUGCGAUGCACCUCUUCAGAAAGUAUUUGGGGAAUCAAAGAUGAAAUUCACGAUGGUUUCACAGAGGAUAUCUCCGCAUUUAUCUCCUCCACAGCCGAUACAUUUGGAGCAUAAAAUUAAGCUUUCAGGGAAUAGUCCUGCUGGAACUGUCUGCUAUGAUGUGCUGGUGGAUGUGCCAUUUCCAAUACAGAGGGAAUUGUUUGCUUUGUUGGCAAAUGCCGAGAAGAAUAAAGAGAUUGAUACCUGUGAUGAGGCAAUAUGUACUGCUAUAAGGAAAAUUCAUGAACAUCGAAGGAGACGGGCAUUCUUCCUUGGAUUUAGUCAAUCACCUGUGGAAUUUGUCAAUGCUCUGAUUGAAUCUCAAAGCAAGGAUUUGAGGCUGGUAGCUGGAGAAGCUAGCAGAAAUGCUGAGAAAGAGCGCCGCUCGGACUUCUUUAACCAACCAUGGGUUGAAGAUGCUGUUAUUCGUUACUUGAACCGCAAGCCUGCUGUUGGAAGUGAUGCUCCUGGGAGCACAUGAUUUGGGAGUUUUAAGAGCUGCUAAUCUGUAACAGUCAUUGAUUCUUUCACUUAGCAUUUGUAGAUUUUCACCUUCGAUUUGUGGAAAUAGCACAGCCUAUCAUUGCCCUAUUGCUAAUUGCCCUGGAAUGAAUGCUUCUUGCUUGUAAUACUACAAAAUAUGUUCAGUAGCAUGUUUAGGUUUAAUUAUCCUAGUACUUGCUUGAAUCGUCAUGUUAGUACCAAAAAAAAAAAAAAUGCCAUCGUUGAGCUUAUGUUUUGUCA